GUUCAGCCUGUUUCUCUCUCUCAUCAACACGAGGACGGACUUUCAUAUUCAUUUUCUUGUUGAAAACUUGUUUCUAUGGAGAACAGCAAGCUACUUGGCCCUUCCUCUUUAGGCGGCGAUGCGAGAUACACGGAAGAAUUCGUUGGCAGAGUAGGCCGGAAACCCAGCUUCACUCGGGUUCAGAUCUUGCGAUGCUUUAUGGAACUCUUGCUCAUUAUCCUCCUCGCUGCCACGUUUGCUGUCCUUCUCAAAGAGGGCAGCCAGAGGAAUCAGAUCUUGGACUCUCAUGUCUUCCGCGCCGGGAGCGAUUAUAAUCAUUUCGUGCCCCAUGAUGUCAGCUCAAGGGGGGUCCCGAAACCAUCAGGGCCCGAUGCCUACCAGGUUACAGCCGAGGCUUUCCACGAUCGUGGAACGUUGAAUCAGACACUCGCGUCUUGGCAGACGCUCUCCCAUGGAUUUGUCCGAGCCACGCCCUAUGACGGUAGCGGGGCCCAGAAGCCCUUUGCAGGAGGUCUAUUUGAAAUUGCCGCCUUUCAUCAAAUACACUGUCUGAAAUCCAUCCUAGAAGACUUUGGUCUCCUUGCCGCCGGUGUGCCCAAAAGCCAGCUGCCUGGCUACUCCAGCGGCGUCACGCUCACCUGGGAGGAGCACAAGGCGCAUUGCUUCAACUACGUGCGGCAAGCUCUGAUGUGCUUUGCCGACUCCACCGCCGAGGGCCACAUGGACAAGGACCCCCAUCGCGUAGCCGACCGUGGUGUUAUGCACGUCUGCAAUGACUUUGACUCGCUGCUGGCAUGGUCGCGGCAGCCAGAACGAGCGCUACCCAGUGACUGGAGGAUCACGGAUUAAGACAUUGGUUGACUGUGUUUCAUGGGACUGGAUAUGUAUAGGCUGCUGCUGUCAGGUUGCGAGAAGCUUGGCUCAAGCGGGGAAAGGCUUUGCCUUUGGGCCUUGUUUCUUCUUUUUUCUUCUUCUUCUAUAUGUAAGAGCUGAAAUACGAACGAGUUUCCGAUUUCAAGCUUGAGAAUAUGCUCAUGUGAUACAGUCGUUUUCCAUUCAUACCUCCUCGUGUUUUCUGUCCAAGUCGGUUCCUUAAAAAGAAUCAUUGGGACUUAGAUUCCAC
Colletotrichum destructivum is the source of this 1123-nucleotide messenger RNA. RefSeq names its product Putative mycotoxin biosynthesis protein UstYa. The transcript is spliced from 4 exons. The coding region runs from base 76 to 849 and encodes 257 amino acids. The record is from RefSeq and is a predicted model, not a curated record. Lineage: Eukaryota; Fungi; Ascomycota; Sordariomycetes; Glomerellales; Glomerellaceae. Gene Ontology annotation, biological process: mycotoxin biosynthetic process.